Haliotis rufescens (red abalone) is the source of this 1069-nucleotide messenger RNA. Its product is annotated as cathepsin Z-like. The record is from RefSeq and is a predicted model, not a curated record. Gene Ontology annotation, cellular component: lysosome. NCBI's taxonomy places the organism in Eukaryota, Metazoa, Mollusca, Gastropoda, Lepetellida, Haliotidae. The transcript has 8 exons. Bases 102 to 986 code for a protein of 294 amino acids. Gene Ontology annotation, molecular function: cysteine-type endopeptidase activity.
GGCGCCCGUCAGUGAUGCAGCCGACAAGCGUAUAACUCUCCCGAGUCACCUGAGACUGUCCACAACAGACAACGGGGGCACGCAUAGCAAGGAACGUUACCAUGGCAACGCGGUUUAUCUACUUAUUUAGUAUUUUGGCGUAUGCGUCUGGUCACAUGACAGAAGAAGUUCCGGCAUGCUACAACCCGAAGUUUGACGAGGGUGUCGAAGAGGUGAGAACGAAGCCCCGUCCUUCUGAUUACAUGAAGCUGGCUGAUCUGCCCAAAGCCUUGGACUGGAGAAACGUGAACGGCACCAACUACUGCAGCCCCACCCGGAACCAGCACAUCCCGCAGUUCUGUGCGUCCUGCUGGGGAAUGAGUUCUACAAGCUCAUUGGCUGACCGCAUCAAUAUACUCAGGAAGGGGGCGUGGCCAUCAGCUUACCUCUCGGUCCAGAACGUGAUCGACUGUGGAGGGGCGGGGUCUUGUGAAGGGGGUGGGGAUCUGGCUGUGUACAGAUACGCCCACAGAGACGGUAUUCCUGAUGAAACGUGCAACAACUUUCAAGCCAAAGAUCAGGAGUGCAACCAGUUUAACCAGUGCGGAACGUGCCACCCUGGAAACCAGUGUGAGUACAUUCAGAACUACACGCGAUGGUUUGUCGCUGAUUAUGGUACCAUCAGUGGAAGAGAGGUGUUGAUGGCGGAAAUAUUCAAGAACGGACCAGUAAGUUGCUCUAUCGUCACAACAAAGAAAUUCCAUGCUUAUACUGGAGGAAUCUAUCGAGAAUUCAACUUAAACCCUCUGAGUAAUCACAUGAUAGCCCUGGUAGGAUGGGGCGUGGAAGAGGGCACGGGUACCGAAUACUGGAUUGGUAGAAACUCCUGGGGAGAGCCAUGGGGCGAACAUGGAUGGUUCAGAAUUGUGACGAGCACCUAUCGAGAUGGCCACUACAACCUUGGGGUUGAAAACCGGUGUAAUUUUGGCGACAUUAUACUGCCUUGAUCCAGGUUUUAAACCUGAUUAUGUAAAUAUCCAACUUUCAUCGUAAGAAAAAUAAGACCAUUCUGAAUAAAUGUUUAGUUUUA